Bursaphelenchus xylophilus (pine wood nematode) is the source of this 2003-nucleotide messenger RNA. Lineage: Eukaryota; Metazoa; Nematoda; Chromadorea; Rhabditida; Aphelenchoididae. The record is from the annotation of a GenBank genome assembly.
AUGGAUCCGGAUGAAACCUGGAUGAAAUCAAAUGCAUCCCUUCAAUGUAUGACCAAAAAAGGAAUCCUUUUCUACCAAAAGGGACCUCUUUUGGUUCUCUUCAAAGGAAAACACUAUCUUCGGCCAGACUGGGGAUACAAAGGGAUGCAAUUUAAUGCAUCCAGGAUACAUUUGGAUGUGUUUUCCAACUGUACAUGCACACAACUGAGGUAUUCAGCAACCUUUGCUCAUUAACAAAAGCGUUCCUUUAUCGGAUUUUCAAUUUGAAAAGUGCUUUUUCCAGAUCAUUUAUUACGGGAUCCAAUUCCACGGACCAGUCUCUCUUUCAUCCGGUGGUGUUCGUUCCCUCAACGUUGCCAAGAAAUGAUCUGCUACUUCUUCGGUUCGCUUGUAAAUUUGCUAAUCUUUCUGUUCAUGACAUCAAAUUGCUGUAAAUACUCGAAGAAACUCCAGACCAAAAAGGGAAAUAAUCGUAUGAUUUUUCUUCCAUUUUUGGCACUUUCCUUAAUUUUUCGAGAAAGAAAAUUUUUUUGUUAGAUGGUCGUAAUAAGAAAAAGCCCAGUGCAAAAGUCGAGGUGACUGAACAUCUUUCAAUUCACGGUACUCACAAUGAUGAGGACUUGGAAUUCCCAAACAUUACGGUUAGCACGGAAAGGAAGCGAAAGAAGGCACCGAUUCCGGACGAGAAGAAAUUGUCCACUAUGGUAAGUGUAAUGUACAAUAUAGUCCUUAUGUCGUGGCGCGUAAUCAAUCAUAUCCCCGCGCGGCGGGAUAAGAGAGAUGCGCACCCCGAUUUCCCCAGUUGGCUUGUAUUGUAGGCUCCGCAUACGGACGCGUAUACGGAGGGUCUCCUCAAUAAAGUAUUGAGUACAAACGCCUUCGGAUUGUAUAAGGUUUUCAAGCGACUGAGAACCAGGGUCUAGGGUAAAUACCUACCCACAACACUUACAAUACCUCCAAUUGGAGUGCCUCUAAUCCCAAAAACGUUUUUGGGGAAACAUUUUUUCGAUUUUUUUUGCAAAAUCUUUAAAAUUUUCUGAAAAAAUGCUGUCAUAAAAAAUUUUGAUCUGUCAUACGCUAAUGUUAGCUAGAAUUCAACAUUUAUUUUCUUCCAUUUUCAGAUACUGUCUUACAAAGUUUCACCUCAUUUUAGGAGACCCAGCAAUCCGAUGCCGAAACCAAAGGAUUCGAAAAAGUAUCCAUUACGGACCAGAUUUUUACUCCAAAAAAAGCAACGCCCAAGGCAGCUAAAAAAGUCCCUUCCGAAAAAGAAAAGUCGUCACAAAACCAGAAGAAAUCUCAAUCCAAGAAAUCAGUUCGGAAUGAUGUAAGUUACCAAAAAUCCCAAAGAAUUCAUUGGAAAUUGAUGAAAAUUUGGCAAUUUGUUGAUGCAAGAUAUAUCACAGAGUAUGUUGCACAUGUUUAUCUUGAUUACUCUCCAAAUUACUAGCUCUAUCUGACAGUAGUUUGGACAAUAAUCAACAUAAACUGCAAUAUUAAAUUUUCUCGGACUUCCCAAAUAUUUUUUACAUAUAACGCUAACCUCAAAUAGUAUAUAUGGGCAGAAUAUGACUCGAUCGAACUACUGAAGUCGCUUUUAUACCAUCCACCCACCUUUUACUACGCAUUUUGACCAAUUGUUUUGUCUGAUCGGCAAAUUAUCGCUGAUUUUUUGAUUUAUUCUCGAUUUUUUCCUCAAUUAACCAAUAAAUUUGGGCCCACUUCCGAGUCAUAAUGGGGGAUUAUGCCGUCAGAUAUGUGAAUUAUCGAAUUUUCGCGGUUAUAAACUGAUUACCACGCGUUUUCGGGCGCAUUUUCCGCUCGAUUACCUCGACUUUUAAUGGAGAAUAUUUUUGGAAGCAAAAAUAUUUAUGAUUUCGGCACGUAAUAAAAAGAAGUUUUACGUUUCGAACACUUUGUAAUUUAUGAAUCUUUUUCAGAAAGAGGAUAGUCUCAAGGAAGGGCCAACUCAAAACACCAAGACUUCUGAAGAUGUAAUAUAA